AGCGGGUGAGGAAAAUGAAGCUCCCAAUUUUCAUAGCAGAUGCGUUCACUGCAACAGCUUUCCGUGGCAAUCCUGCUGCUGUCUGCCUCCUCGAAAAUACAUUGGAUGAAGAUUCUCAUCAACAUAUUGCAAGGGAAAUGAACCUCUCUGAAACUGCUUUUAUCCAAAAACUGCAACCUACUGACAACUUCACACAAAGUUCCCAUUUUGGACUAAGGUGGUUUACUCCUGAGAGUGAGUUCCCACUAUGUGGCCACGCCACCCUGGCUUCUGCGGCUGUGCUGUUUCACAAAAAAAAGAACACAAACAGCACUCUAACCUUUGCCACCAUGAGUGGGGAGCUAAAGGCCAGAAGAGCAGAGGACAGGAUUGUCUUGGACUUUCCUCUCUACCCAGCCUUCCCCCAGGACUUCCAUGAAGUAGAAGACUUAAUAAAGGCAGCCAUAGGUGACACCCUGGUCCAGGAUAUUCGGUACUCUCCAGAUACCAAGAACCUCAUGGUCCGGCUCAACGACUCUUAUAACAGGUCCUUUCUAGAGAGCCUGAAGGUGAAUACAGAACCUCUGCCUCGAAUUGAAAAGACAGGGAAGGUGAAAGGACUCAUUCUCACUCUGAGAGGAGAGCCUGGGGGGCAGACACCCCAGUAUGACUUCUACUCUCGGUACUUUGCACCAUGGGUUGGUGUGGCUGAAGACCCAGUGACAGGGUCCACCCACACUGUUCUUGGCUCCUACUGGUCUGAGGAGCUGGGGAAGAAAGAAAUGCGAGCCUUUCAGUGUUCCCGCCGAGGAGGGGAACUGGACAUUUCCCUGAGACCUGAUGGACGAGUUGACAUGAAGGGUGGCGCUGCUAUUGUCUUAGAGGGCACACUGACAGUCUAGAGACACGUAUGCUGGGCUGUGGCCACUGCAAAACACAGUGUUUCCU
This is a messenger RNA of Phodopus roborovskii (desert hamster), 927 nucleotides long. Its product is annotated as phenazine biosynthesis-like domain-containing protein 2. The transcript is spliced from 9 exons. NCBI's taxonomy places the organism in Eukaryota, Metazoa, Chordata, Mammalia, Rodentia, Cricetidae. Gene Ontology annotation, molecular function: isomerase activity. The record is from RefSeq and is a predicted model, not a curated record. Gene Ontology annotation, biological process: biosynthetic process. The coding region runs from base 15 to 881 and encodes 288 amino acids. Gene Ontology annotation, cellular component: cytoplasm.